Messenger RNA from Homo sapiens (human), 4658 nucleotides. RefSeq names its product zinc finger protein 696 (gene ZNF696). NCBI's taxonomy places the organism in Eukaryota, Metazoa, Chordata, Mammalia, Primates, Hominidae. Gene Ontology annotation, cellular component: nucleus. The transcript is spliced from 3 exons. The record is from RefSeq and is marked validated. Bases 382 to 1506 code for a protein of 374 amino acids.
GUAGCGGGUGCAGUCCAGCUGCUCUGGACGCUGAGGCCCCGGCUUCUCUUGCUGGGGUGUCGAUUCGGGAGGGCUGAGGGCGCGGCCGAGAGAACGGGGCGGUCACCGCCGCCGUGGCCCGCGCGUCCCGCGCUCUCCUUGCAGUGCAGGCCCCAGCCGCUCUCGGGCGCGGCGUGGGGGAGGCGGCCCUGCAGGUGCGUACCCGGGGUCCGACACGUGCGGGGCUUCCUGCGAGCUGAGUCCCCGCUGCGCGUCUUCAGGCCUUUGUAAGUUGUCAAAUUUCCCACCGGCCCAGCUCAUCGAGCUUCUUCCCAGCUGUGAACAGGAGGGCCUGUUCCCUAAUUCUUGCCGAAAUUGUUCCAACUGCUGGUGUUCUGCAAGAUGGAGCCAGGAGGAGAGCCCACAGGUGCUAAAGAGAGCAGUACCCUGAUGGAGUCCCUUGCAGCUGUGAAGGCUGCUUUCCUGGCGCAGGCCCCGAGUGGCAGCCGGUCAGCCGAGGUGCAGGCAGCUCAGAGCACGGAGCCUGCCGCAGAGGCAGGCGCUCCCGAGGGAGAGGGCCACAGAGGGGGGCCUCCCCGGGCGUUGGGGUCUCUUGGCCUUUGUGAAAACCAGGAAGCCAGAGAGAGGCCCGGAGGUUCCCCUCGAGGCCCGGUCACUUCUGAGAAAACUGGAGGACAGAGUGGCCUCGAGUCAGACGUCCCUCCGAACGCAGGCCCCGGCGCAGAGGGCGGGGGCAGCUGGAAGGGGCGGCCUUUCCCGUGCGGCGCCUGUGGCCGCAGCUUCAAGUGCUCCUCGGACGCGGCAAAGCACCGGAGCAUCCACUCGGGGGAGAAACCGUACGAGUGCAGCGACUGCGGGAAGGCCUUCAUCCACAGCUCGCACGUGGUCCGGCACCAGCGGGCGCACAGCGGGGAGAGGCCCUACGCGUGCGCCGAGUGCGGCAAGGCCUUCGGCCAGAGCUUCAACCUCCUCCGGCACCAGCGCGUGCACACGGGCGAGAAGCCCUACGCGUGCGCCGACUGCGGCAAGGCCUUCGGCCAGAGGUCGGACGCCGCCAAGCACCGCCGCACCCACACCGGGGAGAGGCUGUACGCGUGCGGCGAGUGCGGGAAGCGCUUCCUGCACAGCUCGAACGUGGUCCGGCACCGGCGGACCCACCACGGGGAGAACCCGUACGAGUGCCGGGAGUGCGGCCAGGCCUUCAGCCAGAGCUCCAACCUCCUCCAGCACCAGCGCGUGCACACGGGGGAGCGGCCCUUCGCCUGCCAGGACUGCGGCCGCGCCUUCAGCCGCAGCUCCUUCCUCCGCGAGCACCGCCGCAUCCACACCGGGGAGAAGCCCCACCAGUGCGGCCACUGCGGGCGCGCGUUCCGGGCGCUGUCGGGCUUCUUCCGGCACCAGCGACUCCACACGGGCGAGAAGCCGUUCCGCUGCACCGAGUGCGGCCGCGCCUUCCGCCUGAGCUUCCACCUCAUCCAGCACCGGCGGGUGCAUGGCGCCGAGUGAGCCGGGGCUGCGGCGGAAGAGAUGCCGGCGGCCUGGUGGGCGCGAGGCCGAGGCCGGGGGAGGCUCCUGUCCGCCCCGUGCGCGGUGAGGAAGUAACAGCCGGCUGCGCGCCUGGUUCUCGGGUUGCGAAAGCCUCGCCAGGCCUGCAUCCGCCUUGGCUUGGGAGCAAUCAGGAGAGACAGGGCUCGGGGAAGGCGAGCGCUGCCCGCGGGAGGCGAUUCCCAGAGGCGGGGAGGUCUCAGGGGUCUGUCCCGGGCCGGCCGCCCGCCUCUGAGACUCCCCGCCUCCCACGGUCAGCUGCUGCGGGGCAGUGGCCGGUGAUUGAAUCGGUCAUUCCUCCGCAACCAGGCCUCCAUCAAAACCCUGCAUGAGAUGAGGGCCUCGGGCUUCGGGUUGGUGAAGGCGGGGUGGGGGGGCAGUUAGGAAGGGGGCGCCCAGACAGGGCAUGGAAGCCUCGCGUCCUCCCCCGUACCUUGCGGGUCGGUGGUUCAUCCAUGUAUUUCAACGCCUUUUCACAGCCGGUUCAUAUGGUCCCGACUUCUGUGUGCUUAGAAAAUUAUGGAACUUGGCCGGGUGCGGUGGCUCCCGCCUGUAAUCCUAGCACUUUGGGAGGCCGAGGCGGGCGGAUCACACGGUCAAGAGAUCAAGACCAUCCUGGCCAACAUGGCAAAACCCCCAUCUCGACUAAAAAUACAAAAAAUUAAUUGGGCGUGGUGGCGUGCGCCUGUAAUCUCAGCUACUUGGGAGCCUGGGGCAGGAGAAUCACUUGAACCUGGGAGGCGGAGGUUGCAGUGAGCGGAGAUCUGGGCACUGUACUUUAGCCUGGGCGACAGAGAGACCCAUCUCAAAAAAAAAAUUGGAACCUGAGAAGGGGGUCGUGGGGUCCCCGGGGCCCACCGUCUGCACUUGGCAUCUGAAGUCGGGGUGGUCUUGUGGGACUGACCCCUUACCCUGUGGGUUCUGCACUAGCUCCGGGCAAUUGGUGACAGAAUCGAGUUAAAUUGUAGGACAUCGCGUUGGUGUCUGAGAGGGAGUUGGAGAGCUGGUUGGUGUGGAGGGAAAGGCUUACACACAUGUGAUUUCAGAAGCGUUCUGUGGGUAGAGGAAUCGUUUUCUCUUUGAGACUGUUAUGAGUAUGUACAAAUGUUAUUUCCUGUAAAAUAUUUUCAUUUUUUAAAAUGUUAUUUUCUAGAUAGAAAAGUAGAAGUGUCUCUUUGGGGAGCGUUUUUGGGGGCGUAUAGUAAAGCUCUGUCAUCAUGAAUUAAGCGAGGUGGGCUUUGAGUUUCUUGGGAUGACAGGGAAAUGUGAGCCGCCUACUGGCCGUGAGCCCCUGGGGUGCGGUUGCAGGAUUCGCCCAUCCUGGUCUGGGUGUGGCUUGUGACCACCUCCUGCAGUUCUCUGCCCAGGUAAGGACUAAUUGGGAAGAAUUCUGGGUCCUGAGCUGGCUGCCGCUUCCAAGACAGUCGCUUUGAGGGCUCUUGGCACCGAUUUUGUUAAAAUGCAUGAGCUUAGGGUUGUGCAGCCUGUAGGGGCAGGGGUGGUCUCAGAAUGGAUUUGGUGGCCCCACCGUUAAUUAAGCUCCUGACCCCUGGGCCGGUGGUGAGGUGGGAAGAUGAGCCUGUGUCUCCCAUGCUGAGCCAAGAUCCUCAGGUACCAGUAGCGGUCAAAGCACCUGCUCCCUGAAGGAAGCUUACCUGGCUUAGCCUCAUUCCUGCUCGUAAGUCAGGCAUUCAGCUUGCAAAGAUCCCCAAGCACACAAGGAGAGUCAGCUGACUGAGGGCCAACAGAAACAGCAGGCAGCCGCUGUCAGCCACAAAGAAACGCAGAUCCUGAAACUGUCAUCAUACAGGUGAGAGGAUAGUUAUGUGUGAGGUGUUCAAAGAAGUCGCGCAGUCAGUGAUGAGAAAGCUGUAGGGUACAUACUGUCACGCAUGAAUAGGCAGGACUCCUUAAAGAACUUUUGGAAAUGAAAAACAGGCCAGGUGCAGUGGUUCAUGCCUAUAAUCCCAACACUUUGGGAGGCCUAAGGGGGAGGAUCACUUGAGCCUAGGAGUUCAAGACCAGCCUAGGCAACAUAGGGCUGGGCACGGUGGCUCACGCCUGUAAUUCCAGCACUUUGGGAGGCUGAGGCAGUGGAUCACCUGAGGUCAGGAGUUUGAGACCACCCUGGCCAACAUGGCAAAACCCCAUUUCUACUAAAAAUACAAAAUUAGCUGGGCAUGGUGGCCCACACCUGUAAUCCCAGCUACUCGGGCAGCUGAGGCAGGAGAAUCCCUUGAACCUGGGAGGCAGAAGAUGCAGUGAGCCGAGAUCACGCCAUUGCACUCCAGCCUGGGCAAAAAGAGCAAAACUCCAUCUUAAAAAAAUAAAUAAAUAAAGGAAAAUGAGCCGAGUGAUGGUCUUAGAUAUAAGAUGGAAUGGCAAGCAAAUAAAAUUAUAAAUAUGAAUACAUAUGUAUAUAUAAAAGAAUAGUGUCAACUAAAAUACUAGACAACAAUAGCAUGUAAAUUAGAAGGGACAGAAAUGUUCUAAGACCCUCCGGUUGUUGGGAAGAGGGUGUAAGAUAGUGUUUAAUUUGACUUUGAUAAGUUAAAUGUGCAUAGUGUAAUUUAAUGUUAAUUACUAAAAGAGUGUAACCAGUCUAUACAUCUCUAAUCCAAUAAAAAGAAUAAAACACUGUGAUUUAAAAUGUAGUCCCAGCUGCUUGGGAGACUGAGGCAGGAGGAUCUCGGCUUGGAUCCUCAGACCAGGAGUUUGAGGCAGCAGUGAGCUACGAUUGUGCCGCUGCACUCCAGACUGGACAACACAGUGAGAGCCCAUAAAAUAAAUAAAUGAACUGAACACAAACUUCUGUCAAUUAAAAAAUAAGAACGAAAUCAGGCUGGGCCUGAGCGCUGUGGCUCACACCUGUAAUCCCAGCACUUUGGAGGCCAAGGUGGGUGGAUCGCUUAAGCCCAGGAGUUCGAAACCAGCCUGGGCAACAUAGGGAGAACCUGUCUCUACAAAAAAUACAGUAAGUAAGCCUAUAGUUCCAGCCACCCAGGAGGCUGAGGUGGGAGGAUCACCUGAGCCUGGGAGCUCGAGACUGCAGUGAGCUGUAGUCAUACCACUACACUCCAGCCUGGGCAAAAGAGUGAGACCCUCUCUCAAAA